This is a messenger RNA of Emys orbicularis (European pond turtle), 684 nucleotides long. RefSeq names its product myogenin (gene MYOG). Lineage: Eukaryota; Metazoa; Chordata; Testudines; Emydidae. The record is from RefSeq and is a predicted model, not a curated record. The transcript is spliced from 3 exons. Gene Ontology annotation, molecular function: protein dimerization activity; RNA polymerase II cis-regulatory region sequence-specific DNA binding; DNA-binding transcription factor activity, RNA polymerase II-specific. Bases 1 to 684 code for a protein of 227 amino acids. Gene Ontology annotation, biological process: positive regulation of skeletal muscle fiber development; positive regulation of myoblast differentiation; muscle organ development.
AUGGAGCUCUUCGAGACCAGCCCUUACUUCUUUCCAGACCAGAGAUUUUACGAUGGCGAAAACUAUUUGAGCUCCCGUUUGCAGGGCUACGAGCAGGGGGUGUACCAGGAGCGGCCGGGCCUGGGGCUGUGUCCGGAGGGCAGGACGGGGCUGGAGGAGAAGGGCUCGCCCCUGCCUGAGCACUGCCCCGGCCAGUGUCUGCCCUGGGCGUGCAAGAUCUGCAAGAGGAAAACGGUCUCCAUCGACCGGCGCCGCGCCGCCACCCUGCGGGAGAAGCGGAGGUUAAAAAAGGUGAACGAGGCCUUCGAGGCCCUGAAACGGAGCACGUUACUGAACCCCAACCAGCGGCUGCCCAAGGUGGAGAUCCUGCGCAGCGCCAUCCAGUACAUCGAGCGCCUGCAGAGCCUGCUCAGCACUCUCAACCAGCAGGAGCGGGAGCAGAGGGACCUGCGUUACCGCAGCACUGCCUCGCAGCCAGGGGUGGCCAGUGAGUGUGGGUCCAACAGCGCCUCCUGCAGCCCAGAGUGGAGCACCCAGCUGGAGUUCAGCAGUCACCCUGGGGAUCACUUGUUAAAUGACGAGUCCUCUGAAGACCACAACCUCCACUCCCUGUCCUCAAUUGUCGAAAGCAUCGCGGUGGAGGAUGUGGCCGUCACGUUCCAAGAAGAGAGGGUUCAAAACUGA